This is a messenger RNA of Exophiala aquamarina CBS 119918, 1440 nucleotides long. RefSeq lists its product as uncharacterized. The transcript has a single exon. Gene Ontology annotation, molecular function: tetrahydrofolylpolyglutamate synthase activity; ATP binding; dihydrofolate synthase activity. Gene Ontology annotation, biological process: folic acid-containing compound biosynthetic process. Bases 1 to 1440 code for a protein of 479 amino acids. Gene Ontology annotation, cellular component: cytosol; cytoplasm; mitochondrion. Lineage: Eukaryota; Fungi; Ascomycota; Eurotiomycetes; Chaetothyriales; Herpotrichiellaceae. The record is from RefSeq and is a predicted model, not a curated record.
AUGAUUAAUCUCGGACUGUCGCGGAUCUCGUCGCUCCUCCGACCUUUAUUCGACGUGCAUGACCCGCUGCCCUGGCGAGCCAUCCACAUAGCUGGCACAAAUGGAAAGGGGUCGGUGGCCAGCUACAUCUCGACGUUUCUCGCCCACCGAGGCUACAAGGUCGGCCGCUUCACCUCGCCGCACUUGGUCAAUCGCUGGGACUGCAUCUGGCUCAAUUCUCGUGUCGUCGAGAAGGAAGUCUUCCUGCAGGUUGAGAACGAGCUGAGGGACCUCUCGGUCAAGGAGGGCAUCAACGCGAGCGAGUUUGAGAUCCUCACUGCUGUCGCGUUCGAGCUCUUCACCCGCCAGGGCAUGGAUUUCGGCGUCGUCGAAUGUGGACUGGGCGGACGGCUGGAUGCCACCAAUGCUCUCCGGCCACAGGAUGUGUGCGUGAGUGUCCUGGCGAAAGUCGGCCUGGACCAUACGGAAUUCCUGGGAAGCACUUUAAAGGAAAUUGCGCGUGAGAAGUGUGGGAUCUUCAAAAGAGGUGUCCCCGUCGUGGUCGACGAGAGUAACGACGAGGUCGUCAAAGACGUAGUGAAACAGAAACUGGAUGAACUUGAUCCUGGUACCACUGCUACUCCUCCUACAACUACAACUACUACUGCCGAAUGCGGCCUGUGGUUCAGACUGCCCGCGACGCAGGCAGCAGUCCUCGAUUCACUUACGAUCCGAGCGCUCGGGCUCGCCGAUCACCAGAGGCAGAACCUCUCCACCGCAUACACCGCGUACUACAUAGCUGAGCAACAACAAAACCCAUCCUCCUCGAAGGGCCCCUUAGACCCCACACCCAUCCCAGAACCGUUCGCGCAACGCAUCCGGUCGACGAUCCAGCACCUCCCAGCGCUGAUCCAAAACGCGCACGCCUCGAUCCGCGGCCGCCUGGAAUGGCUCACUUUGCCCGCGCACCUCCUACCGUCGGAACCCCGCGGCAAGGAGCACUUCAGCAUCCGAGCCCUCGUCGACGGCGCACACAACCCGCAAUCCGCAGCCGCACUCGCCACACACAUCGACCGCAACGUCCGUCGGCAACGUGCUCUGCAGGGACGGCCUCUGACAUGGGUGCUGGCGAUGAAGCGCGGGAAGGAGAUCGACACGAUUCUCCACACGUUGAUCCACGACGGCGACAACGUCGUCGCCUGCUCGUUCGGCCCCGUCGACGGAAUGCCGUGGGUCGAGAGCCUCUCUGCCGCCGAGCUGGCCGACCAGGCCCGGGCACUGACCUCUGGAAGGGUGGAAGGCGCACCGAAGAACGGCGACGUCGCAGCCGCGAUUCAGCGGGCCGUCACGCUGGCCGAACGCGGCCGCGGCCACAUCUGCAUUGCCGGCAGUCUUUACCUUGUGAGCGACGUGCUGAGGCUCGUGGAAGAGGGAGUCGGAGGGAGGGAGGAUUCGAGAUGA